Messenger RNA from Calypte anna (Anna's hummingbird), 1035 nucleotides. RefSeq names its product cell division cycle associated 3 (gene CDCA3). NCBI's taxonomy places the organism in Eukaryota, Metazoa, Chordata, Aves, Apodiformes, Trochilidae. The transcript has 5 exons. The coding region runs from base 16 to 774 and encodes 252 amino acids. The record is from RefSeq and is a predicted model, not a curated record.
CUGUCGCCAGCCGCCAUGGGGGUCACCGGUAGCGUCCCGGCCGCUCCCCUGGCCGCCACGGGGGUCACCGGCGGCACCCCGUCCGGUGCCCCCACUUGCGCCUCUGCCCCCCGCAACAAGCACUUGGCGCACGUCAGCGAUCCCCGCUCCCCCACCGCCGGCAUCCUGCGCACUCCCAUCGAGGUGGUGAGCUCUCCGACAGACAGCCCUCAGCCUGGCUCCGCCGAACAGGCAGCAGCCUCUGCCCAGGAACGGGACCCGCGCUCCCCCACGCCCGGCAUUUCCCGCACGCCCAUGAGAACCCCGUCGACUGAUAGCGUGGACCGCCUGGUGAGGCAGCUCAGCGAAGCCUUCGGGGCUGAGGCCGCGUCUCCGGAGCCCUCGCCGACUGCAGCAGCAGCAGCCUGCCCCACGGAGGAGCCUGCCCGGCAGACUACGCCGUCCGCCCCCUCGGGGGAUGAAGCGGAGAGGCCGCUUUCUCCUAGCGCGGCGCCGUCGCGGCCCGCCCGCUUUGCCGGGAGCAAGCCUGUAAGACCCAAGAACAACAAGGUCAUGGCUAACUCUGGAACUGGACGCUCUCCCCUCAGCAUCCUGCUGGAUGAUAAUUCUCCCAGUGCUCCUGCCUCUCGACAGGGUAAGAGGCAUGUGUUGGGCGAGAACAUUGGAGAGAAGAGGGAAGUGACAGUGGAUCUGAAUAGGAGCCUGAAAUCUGGGAACUGUGCUUGGAAUGACCUGAACAAAGAGAACCAACAGUGUCCUUUUGUGGAGAACUAAAGAUACUUUCUAGAAUCUUUCUGUGAAUUGCUUCUAUAUUUUGAGAGUUUUGUAGGGUGAGAAAUCCUGCAAUAGACUGAAAGUCCAGACUUGUGGUCACUCUUCUCACUUAUCUCUGUUGGGGAAAGAGCACAUUCUCUCUCUCUCCCCUAGCCUUCCAGUUCUUAUGUACAGUACAGAGUUUGCUGCUUCUAGUAUUUUAGCUGUAUUGACUUAAUCUAGAAUUCUUAUCUGAAGUAAAUAAAUUUAUAUUAAGCCUUU